CAACUGCAGCACUGCAACCAAGAUGGUGACGACGAUCGUGACGUCAAAGAUGACCUGUGUUGUCGUCACGUUCGUCACAUUUGCCUUUCUCGUUCAAGUAUCUGAAGAACCGUCCGUGUGUACCCAGCCUCAACCUUUGCUCAGAAAAAUAACUGAAAGGGAUGGAGCAG
Messenger RNA from Candidula unifasciata, 170 nucleotides. The record is from the annotation of a GenBank genome assembly. Lineage: Eukaryota; Metazoa; Mollusca; Gastropoda; Stylommatophora; Geomitridae.